Molecule: messenger RNA, 1382 nt
Organism: Helicoverpa armigera (cotton bollworm)
Lineage: Eukaryota; Metazoa; Arthropoda; Insecta; Lepidoptera; Noctuidae
Gene: ND-42
Product: NADH dehydrogenase [ubiquinone] 1 alpha subcomplex subunit 10, mitochondrial
Exons: 5
Coding region: 135-1322 (395 amino acids)
Biological process (GO): mitochondrial electron transport, NADH to ubiquinone
Cellular component (GO): cytoplasm
Source: RefSeq, a predicted model, not a curated record
CAAAAUGGCACUAAUGGCAGUGAUUGACAGCUGAUAAUUCGAACGUUCCAUUUGUGAAUGGUUAUGUCACAGGGUUAAUUUUUGUUAUGAGUUGAUUUGAAGGUAUCGCACAAUAGGAGAUACCUCGAAUCAAAAUGUCGCUGCUAAAAGUCGGUGUUGUGAAAAUCAUUUCCCCUAGCCAGGGAUGUAAAAUAGCGGCAUGUACGUUCGUGCAGAACCGCGGCAUCGCUGGCAAGGCGCUCAGGGCUUCCUUGCCGUGCCCGCCGCCGAAGCCAGCACCCUUCGACUACGUUAAUAAGGACUACACCUGGUUCAGAAGUCUUUUCGACCGUACGACCCACAGGUUCGACGAGAACACUAAAGUUGUCGUCGUUGAAGGCCCUGUCGCUGUUGGUAAGACCCAGUUCGCGGCUGCACUCGCCGAAGACUUGGGCAUGAAGCAUUUCCCUGAAGCGAACAUGGACAUCCAUUACAAAAGGCCGAAUGGCUGUGAUUUGCGUAUGUUCGAUGAUCAGAUUCCUGAAGAUACUAGGACCUUCGAUCAUGUCAACUUCAACUUGACGCCAGACCACCGUCUAGCUGGUAACUUCCAGAUCAUGAUGUACAUAGCUAGGUACAGUCAAUACAUUGAUGCUCUGGCGCAUUUGUUGAACACUGGCCAGGGAGUUGUCUUGGAGAGGUCUCCCUACUCCGACUUUGUGUUUCUGGAGGCCAUGUACAAACAGAAGUUCCUCAGCAAGGCAGUGAGGUCUGUGUACUAUGAGCUGAGAGCAAACACCCUUGAGGAACUGAUGCGCCCACAUCUAGUUGUCUAUUUGGACUUGCCAGUGAGCAAAGUGCAAGAUGCUAUUAAAAAACGCAACCUGGAGCAUGAGGUGAGCGGCCGUGCCCUCACCAAGGGCUUCCUCACGGAGGUUGAGCGUCAGUACAAGAACAAGUACCUUCGUGACAUUUCUACCCACGCUGAGCUGCUCGUGUACGACUGGAGCGGUGGCGGUGAGGUUGAAGUGGUGGUUGAAGACAUUGAGCGUCUGAACUUCGACCAGUAUACGGAGCGAGAGGACCCCAAGAUGAAAGACUGGCGCCUGCCCCGCGAAGUGGAGUGGGCCGACCAGCGCAUGAUCUAUACCAACCAGAAGUACUUCCUCAUGAACCUCUUUGGUAUACCCAAGUUGGAUGUCCCGGAACUGAUCACCAGUGCUGAUGAUUCUUACGAAAGGCAGAUAGUAAUUGACGCUCACCCUAAAUUCAAGUACAUGGAGGGGUACGACUCCGGGUCUUUGUUCAAGAACAAAAUGUCCAAGUACACAGAAUACGUUUAGAUGUGGACAACUCUGUAGAUUCAUUUAUUAAUAUAAUGUUAUAAAUAUAUUUAAAUAGGA